Molecule: messenger RNA, 7939 nt
Organism: Alligator sinensis (Chinese alligator)
Lineage: Eukaryota; Metazoa; Chordata; Crocodylia; Alligatoridae
Gene: ARHGAP10
Product: Rho GTPase activating protein 10
Exons: 24
Coding region: 1-2388 (795 amino acids)
Biological process (GO): signal transduction
Cellular component (GO): cytoplasm
Molecular function (GO): GTPase activator activity; protein binding
Source: RefSeq, a predicted model, not a curated record
AUGGGGCUGCUGGCCCUGGAGUUCAGCGACUGCUACCUGGACAGCCCCCAGCUCCGCGACCGCAUCCGCGCCCACGAGGCCGAGCUGGACCGGACCAACAAGUUCAUCAAGGAGCUGCUCAAGGACGGCAAGACCCUCAUCGCCGCCACCAAGAACCUUUCAGCAGCCCAGAGAAAAUUUGCCCACUCCCUGAGGGAUUUUAAAUUUGAAUUCAUUGGUGAUGCUGAGACGGAUGAUGAGCGAUGUAUAGAUGCAUCUCUGCACGAGUUCUCAAACUUCUUAAAGAAUCUUGAAGAACAAAGAGAAAUUCUGGCACUCAGUGUUACUGAGACUCUGAUCAAACCUUUGGAAAGGUUUAGAAAAGAGCAGCUAGGAGCCGUAAAGGAAGAAAAGAAGAAGUUUGACAAAGAGACAGAGAAGAACUACAGUUUGAUAGAGAAGCAUUUGAGUUUGUCGGCCAAGAAGAAAGAGCUGCAGUUACAAGAGGCUGACAGCCAAGUGGAGCAAAAUAGAAAACACUUCUAUGAGGUGUCUCUUGAGUAUGUGUGUAAGCUGCAGGAGAUACAGGAACGAAAGACAUUUGAGUGUGUGGAACCUGUGCUGUCAUUUUUUCAGGGUUUGUUCACUUUCUAUCAUCAAGGAUAUGAACUUGCCAAAGACUUUAAUCACUACAAAAUGGAUCUACAAAUUAAUAUUCAAAAUACAAGAAAUCGUUUUGAAGGAACAAGGUCAGAGGUAGAGGAACUCAUGAACAAAAUCAAGCGAAAUCCUCAGGAACAUAAGAGAGCUGAUCAGGCUACAAUGGAAGGCUACCUUUACGUUCAGGAGAAAAGGCCUGCCCCAUUUGGCUCCAGUUGGGUAAAACACUACUGCACAUAUAAGAAACAGACAAAAACAUUCAGCAUGAUCCCAUUUGAACACAGGUCAGGAGGGAAAGCAGGUGAUUUGGAAGCCUUCUUUCUUACCUACUGUACCAAAAGAAAUACGGAUACUAUAGAUAGACGUUUCUGUUUUGACAUGGAAGCUGCAGACAGACCUGGUAUUCCUGUGACCAUGCAGGCCUUCUCUGAAGACGAACGGAAGCUGUGGGUGGAAGCCUUGGAUAGUAAAGGAGGUCUGUUCAUCAAUUUGAAUAGACCUAACACCAGAAGGGAAGGGAGUGCGCAGUUGGAUAAGAUAGGUUUCACAAUUAUUAGAAAAUGCAUCAGUGCCAUUGAAACACGAGGUAUUAAUGACCAAGGAUUGUACAGAGUUGUAGGGGUGAGUUCUAAGGUCCAGAGACUUCUGAAUUUGUUGAUGGAUGCAAAAACCUGCAAUGAAGUUGAUUUGGAAAAUUCUGUCGAGUGGGAAGUGAAGACGAUUACUAGUGCUAUGAAGCAGUACUUGAGAAGCCUUCCAGAGCCUCUAAUGACGUACGAGUUGCAUGGAGAGUUCAUCGUUCCUGCCAAAAGUGGCAGUCCAGAGUCCCGAGUGAGUGCCAUACACUUCUUGGUUCAUAAACUUCCAGAGAAAAACAAAGAGAUGCUUGACAUUUUGGUGAAACACUUAGCAAAUGUUUCAAAUCACGCCAAGAAGAAUCUAAUGACUGUAGCAAAUUUAGGAGUGGUAUUUGGACCAACCUUAAUGAGGCCGCAGGAAGAAACCGUGGCAGCCAUCAUGGACCUAAAGUUUCAGAAUAUUGUGGUGGAAAUCCUUAUAGAAAACCAUGAGAAGAUUUUCAGAACCCUGCCUGAUGCCACUUUCCCUGAGCCAAUCUCUGUGUCGAUAUCUCCUCCAAAUGCCCCACCAAGGCAAUCAAGAAGACAAGGGCAGCGUAAUAAGAGGCCUGUGGCUGUCUACAAUCUUUGUCUUGAUCUGGAUGAUGGUGACAGUCAUAGCUCUCCCAAAGAGGACACUCCUACUGGCAGCAUGGAUUCUCUUUCAUCCCAGUCUCCUACGCCUGCAAUCUCCAGCAGCCCUUCUGGGCCAGACAAAAAUCAUCUUAUUUUGGAUAGUGGCGACGGAGGGGAAUGGGCAACCAAUCACCCCAAUCUGACACGCUCAUCUAUGGUCUCUUGGAUGAAUACACCAUCCACGACAACUGCUACCUCAGCUACAGCUACUGCUACUGCAGCACCAUCAUCUAUCCCUUUUCCCACCCCUACCACAGCGAGUGACAGACCGGCGGAAAGUGUUGUUCCCAGAAAAGCAAGAGCGGUGUAUCCCUGUGAGGCAGAACAUAGCUCUGAAUUAUCUUUUCGUGUAGGAGCAAUUUUUGAAGAUGCGGACAAGAGGGGCCAGGGCCCUGUGCCCCAUCAUCCCAUCCAUCAGCAGUUCCCACAUGAAGAGAAUGUAUUUGUCGGAUGUGUGUCCUUUCAGAGAGCUGCCUUGGAAACAGAUCACGUCUGAAUCAAGUUAGUGCAAUUAUCCAGAGAACCAGGAUGGCUAGAAGGAACUCUAAAUGGCAAGAGAGGACUUAUUCCAGAAAACUAUGUGCAAUUUCUAUAGCUCUCUGCACUGAACGCCCAGAAGGUGUACAUGGUAUCCAUGAGUUUUUGUUAUAGUCACUUCUCUUUGCUUUGGUGACUGUUUUUAGUCUGUGAAGAGCCUGAUAAUGGGAUGAAGAUAAAAAUCUGUUUAAAGACAUACAAUGUUGCCAAAUAGGAAUUGCAAAAUUGUGAUUCUUCAGGGUUUUUUAGGGGUGGGAGUGGAGAGGGGAUUAAGGGUUGGAGAAGUAGUUUUAAUUUUAUAAAGGGAGUUUUACAUGUGUAAAGAACUAUAGGAAAUUUUUUGUUUGCAGAAUAUCUAGAAUUUUAAUUCAGAGUUUUGAAUGAACUCUGGCUCUGCUGUCAGCCGACGAGUAUUUUUGUUGUCCAGGUUCUCAUGAAGCUGAGAUUUUAGAGAACCGUAUUUAUAUCCACUGCUCAAUUGUAUUAACUGAAUCUCUUUCUGGUUCUGACAAGAGAUUGGACAAAGAGGCUUUAAUGCUGGUGACAGGAUUUAUUUUCUGAGAGGGAAGAAGCAGUAGGUGGACAACAGGUAUCAGUAAGUAAAACCCAUAAAGAAGGGCCCACAAAAUUUUCCACGUGCAGCUCCAUUUGUAUAAUGUGUGUGGCUUCAUUCAAAGUAUUUUAUCAAGAUAAAACACAUGAACAUGUACCCGCUGGCUCCAGGACCUCCUGGGUUCACAACGUGCAGUUUUCACAGUAGUUUUCCCACUCCAAAAAUCACUGUAAAUAAAAUAAAAUUGUAUUUGCUGUUUGUCUUGAUAACUGUCCAUCAAGCACAGUGUUGCAGAAAGCUGUUUAUAUAAACUAUUAACUAAAAUACACUUUUCUUAAUUAUUGGCAGCUGUGUGUGCAGAAUCAGUAAAUAGCAAGGCAUUGCUUAUUCUCAACAGGCAGGAGAGCGGGGAAGGAGAACCUUCCUCACUGACAGCAGACAUCUUACUUGCAGACGUCUCUAACCACCAUGAACAACAGAACAUACAAUGUUGUCCCUGCAGGUUGGGUUUGCAGCCCCAAGUCAGGGGCUGUCUGGGUGCCAUUCUCCUCUCUCCCCUUAUUACAGGGUUUCCCUGCAACCCCUUCUCCAUGCCAGAAGAUCUAUGUACACUUCACUCUCUCAACUUCAUACCACAGCUCUGGCUGGAGUUGUGUGUGGCCUUCCCUUUCCCUUCCUUUCUCUGUGCCUGCAGCCUGUUACUCAACCCUGUUCCCUGUUCCUCCCCCCCCCACCCUCCAAUAUUCUUCCUUUUUGUUCUCUCAGGGAAAUAAAUUUGAAAGGGGGUCUGCAUGUACCCUUGUCUCCCCCUUCUGUGCUUUCCUUUUCACCAAAAUCAAUACCUUUUUGCCCACUGAUGCCUAGACCAUUUACCAGAUAAAGGGGAAUGCCAUAAAAUGAGGUCUUUUUGCUCAAUUGGUAAUUAAUGUCCUGGAAGAUGAGUAGCACUUAUUUCACUCUAGUAUGUUAGAGACAGUUCACUUGUGAACUCACUACACUCAUUUCACGGCCAGUCCAUGAACUUCAUAAUAUACGUCUCAAAUCCUGACUCUUCUAUUAUCAUCUUCAUCUGUUUUAAAUCUUACCUUAUUUCCCUUCUUCUGUACCAUGGGAUAUUGGAGUUCAUAAGAAGAGAGAAAAUGUCACUGUUAGCAGAUAUACUAUACCUCAUCUGAACCAACAAAGCUGAGAAGCACUCAAAACCAAAAGCUGCACCAGUAAAAUUCAUUGGGAGUUAUUCCCAGUGACUUCAAGAAAGAUGAAGCUCUUAACCAUGUAGUGUCAAGCUCUGGAUUUCUUAAUUGCAUUGAGCAGUGUCUUGAAGUAGUCGCAUUUGUAGGCCUAUUCAAGUAGUAGCACACCAACCCACGUGCAUAGUAAGGAUAUCAUAAUUUGGUUCUGCUGUAAACUGUGCCAUAUACCUCUCAGUUCCCACAGCAAUUUGUCCUUAACUUUUAUGGUUUCCCUCCCUCAGAGAAAGUCUGUCUAAAAGAAUAUAAGAGUAGCACAAUGAUAAAUAGGUUGUAAUAACAAAUUGGGCUUCAUAAAUUUUUUUACAAGGCAAAAAUGUUGCAGAUAUAGUAAGUUAUAAGCCCUUUGAGGUAAUGCAGUAAAUUAUGCAUUCAAUGGUUAAUGCUCUCCUAGAUGUUUUUUUUUCUUUUUAAGUUUUAACUGAACACCAUUAUUUGUUCCAUUGCCCAGAACUGUAGAGAUCCUCAGGAUGAUUCCACAAAUGAUCUCCAGAUGGAGCAAUGGUGGGCCAAGUUGGUGCGGCUCUCCAGAUCCAAAUGGCUCUUUUCUAAGCCAUGAGGUUUAGUAUAUUUUUGUUGCAUCUGAGAGAGUGACUCUACCAGACAGCUUUAAGGCAGUUCUUUAUGGAAGGUUAUCAGCAUAUAGGUUGUAUGACCAACAUAUUGGAUGAGUUCUGCUGUCUCCUCUUUUCUGAGACCUGAGGAACAGUACAGUGGUACCUGAAAGCUACAUCCCUCCUAUGAAAGAUAUCACCCACAAAAAUCCUUACCUUAAAACACUGGAGUUGUUGGGAUACUGUAGUGGAGAAGAGACUUUUUAAUUCUUUUCUUUGCAGUAUUCAGGAAAUAAUCCCACUGCUAACACAGCAAUAUAUAGCAGCAUCCUUCUUUCAGAUAUUUUCAGGUGGAAAGACAACGUUUUGGCCGAGUGUUGUGUUCUCUGAUCAUUGAGUAGGGACCAGUGGGACUGCAGCCGUGCAGACUCACUUGUGCCCUAGAGGAGUUGUUCAGUGUCACGCGCCUGCGUUCUGAAGGCAGUACAUUGCAUUCAUGAUUACUGAUAUUCUCAGCGUUCCCGUUGGUGUCAACUGGUGAAAGUGUCUGGAAGUAUGGGGAGAAUGUAAUUCAUUUUGUUUUUGAAUAGCAUAGAAGUGGGACCAGUAGACUAUGACAGUUCCUUGUCAAUCAGCUAGGCUGUGGCAACUCUGAAAGUUACAAGCCUUGGCAGUUGUUCUCAUCCUGUGAACAAUAGACAAAAGGUUCAGUCAACCCAGCCUGAUAUUUUAGCCCAAAGUAUAUUUUGCCCUGCCCUGUGUUCCUUUAUUUCACUUUUCUACUUAGUUGAAAGGGUUUAGUUAAACACAAAGGAAGGUGGCAAGACAUUGUGGUGUCUCUCUUCCACGCAUAUCCAUGACCCUAUUUGCUGCAUUGCCUUCAGAUCUGGAAAGGAUAACAUGGAACGUUCUGAGCCUCCUGUUAUCUUAGGCUCUUUGCUUUCAGUAGCCUUUGGGGGCCACAUGGGACCCAAAGAAGAGGAAGAGAGCAUUACACCGUGCAAAGGUAACUUAGCCAAUUCCAUUUUUCUUUCUGACGUCAUCUUAUCUUAGAGCGAGCGUAUGAGCCAGCCUUGUUCUGAUCUAGCUAGUAAGUUAAUCAGGCUGCCUGUUGCUCCUAAGUAUUCAGUUGUGGUGAAUCUGCAAUUUAAGAUGAAGCUUCUCACCUCAGCUUAGACUCUGAUUAAUGCUUAGGGAAAGCUAUGAAAUAUGGCUAGUGUGGUAGUCCAGCCCUCCCUUUCUUUAUAGGUAUUUGUGGUGUAUUCUUGACAGUCAGCACUAUAACCAAUUUUACUAGGCAAUGUGGAGACGCACGAUACUGAAAGGGGCAGAGUGUAUAUAAGAAAGCAGAGCUUCUUCUCAUUCCUCCUAUUACAUUAAUGUGCUUUACCUCCUUUCCUAGAAGCAUGGGACCUACCUCUUAUCUCCUUACCUCUUUCUUUCCCUGUGCAAUAGGAUUAGAAAACUAAAGCAAUGUUGACUUAGAGGGGAGGACAAGAUCAGAGAAUUGGCUAUGGAGAUGAUCAACCUGUCUUCCCUGACAAACGGUGCAAGCUGUGGUGCAAAGAUACUGCUGUGUAUUAUGCAGGUUAACAUAACCUCUCAAGACCUCUAGCUCCCUUUACCCAGCAGUUUUGAUAUUAAGAUGGUGUGUCACACAUUCAACUUAACACCUAGGGUAAAGUUACACAUUACACUUAGACCAUACUAAGAGCACCUAGUAUGAAUGUCUGCAUGGUAAAGCUCUUCAACUCAUGCUAAGUGCUCUCUGAGAUUCCCAAAGUUAUGCUACUUAAGGGGAGUCUUAAUUAUGGGCUGUGCUGAUAGCUCAUGUUAGGGGAACUUCAGUCUUCUGCAAGGAAAUUAAACGAGCAAUUUGUAAUCCUUCAGUAUCCCAGGAUGGCCCUAGUCCCCUCGCCCUACCCUGCAAAGCAAGGACAGAGCCCAGCUGACUGACACCUUAGCCACAUUCCUGAUCACUAGCCCCCUAAUGCUAAGUCAGAUCGGUGCAGACAAGCAACAGUAUUAACCCUUAAUGUGUGACUGCUCACAGCACGUUCUUUACUGCUUAACAUUUUAAGUUAAGAUUCAGUUUGGCCUAACAUAUAAUUUCAUCCAUACUAAGUAUAGUUCAAACACAAGCAGAUGCAAAUUCAAGCAGUUUAGCAUGUGUUAAGUGCCCACCUGGUGUUGAAAAGUUGUUCCCUUUCAGGUGAGGGUUGCACAUACUAACACAUACUAAUUUUAAUGAUUUGCAACUGUUGCAAGUGAAUGUGUGACAAGGCUCUUAGUUGUCUGGUCUCUGGUAGGUUUAAACUCUGGCUUCUGUGUUGGUUAUACUUCAGCUCUGCCUCGGUCAUUGCAACCUGAUUCUUGUUCCUAUUGUCUCCUCCCAUUUCCUACAGCAAGUAAUAGUCAUGCUAUUCCUUCCUGGUUUCUUUAUCAGCUGAGCACAGGUCUCUAUUGACUUCUCCAUUAUGGCCAGGCUUUUCAGCACUGCAGCAGUUUUCACUUUCAUUCAGAAGAGCCCCUGCUAUUCGUUUUUAGCAGCGGGUUUCCUAUACUGGUAAUCUAUUGUUGCAGCAUGAGCACUGGCACAGCUCCAACCAGAGUCCUAUCUGGAGUUUACUCUUUAGUUGGUGUGGGUGUAUCUCUGAAUUUUUGCAAUUGGUGGGGGCUUUUUAAAGUUAUUAGAGCAGUAUACUUUGCAGGAUGAAGUAACUGGAGUAAGUGAAUCUGUUAGGAAAAUGAAGGUAGUUUUAUCUUUUUCAGAAGCUUUAGUGUUCUUUUCAUAUUGCCCUGCUCUUUUUUCUCACUGGCAAGUAAUGAUGCCUGGACCAUGAGACAGAGGCCUCUGCCUACCUUCACCAAGUAAUGAUGGUAGAAUUAGGAUUCUGGGACCGUCUGGGUCUCUAGAAAUGUUUGUGUGUACCCCUCAUUGGGCUGCAUUCAGCUCUGGUCCCCAGGAGACAGAUUUUCACUCCAUUGUCUUUAGAAGUCCUAUGUUUCUCUCAAGUCACUGAGUAGCUUUAGACAUUCUCCUCCCUUAUAAUCCUGGCAGAUUUCCCUCCAUUUUUUUGUCUCCGGUGUAUUCCUCUGGAGCAGAAGGUUUCCUUGCUGAACUAUCAGGACUGAUCCACAUGAUGGCUGGAA